Messenger RNA from Cercocebus atys (sooty mangabey), 2574 nucleotides. It is a transcript of the gene AGT, whose product is annotated as angiotensinogen (serpin peptidase inhibitor, clade A, member 8). Gene Ontology annotation, biological process: regulation of systemic arterial blood pressure by renin-angiotensin. The record is from RefSeq and is a predicted model, not a curated record. The coding region runs from base 505 to 1962 and encodes 485 amino acids. The transcript has 5 exons. Gene Ontology annotation, molecular function: serine-type endopeptidase inhibitor activity. NCBI's taxonomy places the organism in Eukaryota, Metazoa, Chordata, Mammalia, Primates, Cercopithecidae.
AUCCCAUGAGCGGGCAGCAGGGUCAGGAGUGGCCCCCGUGUUGCCUGAGCGAGACUCUCCCCUGCCCUCUGCCCUCCGCGCCUCCGGCCUGCAUGUCCCCGUGGCCUCUUAGGGGCACAUCCCGGGACUGGGUCAGCAGGCCUGGGCGGUUGGCCUUAAGCUGUCACACACCUAGGGAGAUGCUCCUGUUUCUGGGAACCUUGGCCCCCACUCCUGCAAACUUCGGUAAAUGUGUAACUUGACCCUGUACCGGCUCACUCUGUUCAGCAGUGAAACUGUGCAUCGAUCACUAAGACUUCCUGGAAGGGGUCCCAGCGUGAGUGUCCCUUCUGGCGUCUGUCUUUCUGGCCAGCCUGUGGUCUGGCCACAUGAUGUAACCCCCCUCCAGCCUGUGCACAGGCAGCCUGGGAACGGCUCCAUCCCCACCCCUCAGAUAUAAAUAGGGGCUCGUGACCCGGCCAGGGGAAGAAGCUGCCAUUGUUCUGGGUACUACAGCAGAAGGGUAUGCAGAAGCGAGCGCCCCAGUCCGAGAUGGCUCCUGCCAGCGUGAGCCUGAGGGCCACCAUCCUCUGCCUCCUGGCCUGGGCUGGCCUGGCCGCAGGUGACCGGGUGUACAUACACCCCUUCCACCUCGUCAUCCACAAUGAGAGCACCUGUGAGCAGCUGGCAAAGGCCAAUGCUGGGAAGGCCAAAGAUGCCACCUUCACACCUGUUCCGAUACAGGCCAAGACGUCCCCUGUGGAUGAAAAGGCCCUGCAGGACCAGCUAGUGCUGGUCGCCGCAAAACUCGACACCGAGGACAAGUUGAGGGCCGCGAUGGUCGGGAUGCUGGCCAACUUCUUGGGCUUCCGUAUAUAUGGCAUGCACAGUGAGCUAUGGGGCGUGGUCCAUGGGGCCACCAUCCUCUCCCCAACGGCUGUCUUUGGCACCCUGGCCUCUCUCUACCUGGGAGCCUUGGACCACACAGCCGACAGGCUACAGGCAAUCCUGGGCGUCCCUUGGAAGGACGAGAACUGCACCUCCCGGCUGGAUGCGCACAAGGUCCUCUCUGCCCUGCAGGCUGUACAGGGCCUGCUGGUGGCCCAGGGCAGGGCUGACGGCCAGUCCCAGCUGCUGUUGUCCACAGUGGUGGGCCUAUUCACAGCCCCAGAUCUGCACCUGAAGCAGCCGUUUGUGCAGGGCCUGGCUCUCUAUGCCCCUGUGGUCCUCCCACGCUCUCUGGACUUCAUAGACCUGGAAGUCGCUGCUGAGAAGAUUGACAGGUUCAUGCAGGCUGUGACAGGAUGGAAGAUUAGCAGUCCCCUGACGGGAGCCAGUGCGGACAGCACCCUGGUUUUCAACACCUACGUCCAUUUCCAAGGGAAGAUGAAGGACUUCUCCCUGCUGGCUGAGCCCCAGGAGUUCUGGGUGGACAACAGCACCUCAGUGUCUGUCCCCAUGCUGUCUGGCGUGGGCACCUUCCAGCACUGGAGCGACGCCCAGGACAACUUCUCAGUGACUCAAGUGCCCUUUACUGAGAGCGCCUGCUUGCUGCUGAUUCAGCCUCACUACGCCUCUGACCUGGACAAGGUGGAGGGUCUCACUUUCCAGCAAAACUCCCUCAACUGGAUGAAGAAACUGUCUCCCCGGGCCAUCCACCUGACCAUGCCCCGACUGGUGCUGCGAGGAUCUUAUGACCUGCAGGACCUGCUUGCCCAGGCUGAGCUGCCCGCCAUUCUGGGCACCGAGCUGAACCUGCAAAAAUUGAGCAAUGACAACCUCAGGGUGGGGAAGGUGCUGAACAGCAUUUUUUUUGAACUCGAAGCGGAUGAGAGAGAGCCCACAGAGUCUACCCGACAGCUGAACAGGCCUGAGUUCUUGGAGGUGACCCUGGACCGCCCAUUCCUGUUUGCUGUGUAUGAUCAAAGUGCCACUGCCCUGCACUUCCUGGGCCGUGUGGCCAACCCGCUGAGCCCAGCAUGAGGUCAGGGCCCCAGAACACAGCGCCUGGCAAGGCCUCUGCCCCUGGCCUUUGAGGCGAAGGCCAGCAGCAGAUAGUAACUCUGGACAAACCAGCGAUUUGUCACCCCCAGUCUCCCACCUUUUCUUCUAAUGAGUCAACUUCGAGCUGGAAAGCAGUCGUUUCUCCUUGGUCUAAGUGGUGCUGCGUGGAGUGAGCAGUAAGAAACCUGUGGCAGCACAAAUGCGCCUCCCAGGUUGCUGGGUUUAUUUUAGAGAAUGGGGGUGGGGAGGCAAGAACCAGUGUUUAGCGCGGGACCACCGUUCCAAAAAGAAUUCCAACCGACCAGCUUGUUUGUGAAACAAAAAAGUGUUCCCUUUUCAAGUUGAGAACAAAAAUUGGGUUUUAAAAUUAAAGUAUACAUUUUUGCAUUGCCUUCGGUUUGUAUUUAGUGUCUUGAAUGUAAGAACAUGACCUCCGUGUAGUGUCUACAGUAGCUUAGUUUUUUCCACAGAUGCUUGUGAUUUUUUUGAAUAACACGUGAAAGAUGCAAGCAUCUGAAUUUCUGUUUGAAUGUGGAAACCAUAGCUGGUUAUUUCUCCUUUGUGUUAGUAAUAAACGUCUUGCAACAAUAA